Messenger RNA from Trematomus bernacchii (emerald rockcod), 1653 nucleotides. It is a transcript of the gene smim13, whose product is annotated as small integral membrane protein 13. Bases 403 to 669 code for a protein of 88 amino acids. NCBI's taxonomy places the organism in Eukaryota, Metazoa, Chordata, Actinopteri, Perciformes, Nototheniidae. The record is from RefSeq and is a predicted model, not a curated record. The transcript is spliced from 2 exons.
AUCAAUUUCAUGACGUUUAUUUUGUUGUCUUCUUAGCCAAGUUACUGUAGCUGCUGCACUGUCUCUGUCUGUGAUAAUAACAACACAUGUUGCAGUGAUGUAGCACACAGAAGAAGGACUAAACCCUGCUGUGACCAGCUAACGUUAGCUAAUGCUAAAAUCUGUUUUUUUAAACUAAAGUGGCUCCGUUUGACAACCAGCGAGCUAACUAGCUAGCCAGACAGACGCUACAAGCUGCUGUGCGAUGUGCUGCUGUUUGUUUUUCUCCACAGCUAACUAACUCUGCUGCCAGGCGGCUAACAGAGCUAGCUAGCUGCGUGUUUUAGUGUGCGGUGUGGGGCAGAAAACACACCGCAGACAGACCCCUCCUUAUGCUGGUGUUGUUACCCAGUGUCCGCUAAGAUGUGGCAGAGUGUCGGGCUCACACUGCUGGUCAUUGUGGCCACACUGGUGUGUGCGCUGCUCUUCAUGCUGUUUGGUUGGUAUGUAGUCUGGCAGCUCUUCCUGUCCAAGUUCAAGUUCCUGCGCGAGCUUCUGGGAGACGCCAGCAGCCCGCAGGUGGAAACGCAGCCGUCCGAACCCAAGAGCGAGCGGACAGCCAGCGCCCCGACGAGGAGUAGACCCCGGAGCGCACGCCAAAGAGUCGCCUUCACAGAAAACACUUCAUAAGAUCCUCCACACUGCCACUGUUUCCCUCACUCACCACCCCUCACUCUGAACCGCCAUGUGUGAUCGUCAGAGGCGAGGACAUUCAGCCCUCCUCUCCACCAAGACACUUUAAACUGACCAGGCAGAUCUCCUGGUUUCAAAGGGAAAAGCCAUUACUGUCCAUUUCUGCGUGUUCAUUCUGGGUAAUUAUGUUCUGGGGCUCACCUCACGCUCCUCCUCUUAUCCUGCAAUAGUGACGGCCACGCUGCUUCCUGCCACCCAUGUGAAGUAUCAGAGGACACCAAGAGAUGUGCUCAUUUUAAUCUACAUGUUUUAAUCUUGUUUUAGAAAAAAAAGUCUUACUUUGAAAAAAGUAGGCGGUUAAAAAUGAGCUUGUCUGCAUCAUUUCACCAACUGAAGAUAACCCGAGGGUGAUUUGUACAACUGACGAUUUUCUUUUCUUUGAAGAAGUGCAAUGAGAGGAAUGUGUCUGCUGUUGUUUUGUUGUUUCUUGCAGUGUGCUCUGCGUUUAAUGGACAAACAUAGAAACUGUCAGUAGAUAAGGCCCAACGCCUCCAAGAUGAAGAUAACAAAUAACUUGUUGUGUAAAAUGUGAGCUUGCAACUCCUCGUUCUUUAAAAAUAAAUAGAUUUAUACGUGAAGAGUCAGGAGAAGAUUUGAAGGCAAUCUAAGUGUUGAGAAUCAACGUUGUUACUUUAUCAGUCGGAGCAGCGAGGCUUCCUCUCCUGUUCCCUGUGCCUCGGCUGCACAUGUGGCCGUUUAGAUGGCAUCCACUGUUCGUCACAUGACCUCCUUUUUGUAUAGCUGACCGGUUUGAAUCCAUUAGAAAUCAGAGCUGACCUAACCAAUAUCUGUGUGAUAUUCUCCCUCCAGGUUAAACUCAUGUAACUCUUGCACCUUUUGAUCAGCAGUGAUUCAUUUUCUUCUUCAGUGGAGCAGUAGUUUCAAAUAAACAAUGCCAUGAGCACUGACCUGUUUGUUGGA